AUGUUCUUAAUCCGUCUCCGUUACUGCAGCGCGGCGCACGACUGCUCCACGGGCAAGAAGAGGAGAGCCGGGGAGCAGGCUUUGGGGGUGCCGGUCAACAAGAGAAAGUCCCUGCUCAUGAAGCCCCGACACUACAGCCCCAGCGCAGACUGCGAGGAGGGACGGGCUGAGAGGACGGCGGAGGCCUUGGGGCAGGACGGCCCCCCGGAGACCCACCAUCACCCCGGCGCAGAGGAAAUCAUGAUAAAACCAAUGGAGGAGAAGCUUCCUUCAACUGCACAAGAAAAUUCCGAUGGGAAGGAAGACAGAUACGGCCGUUAUCAAGAGCUCGUGGUCAAAUCACUAAUGCAUUUGGGGAAAUUUGAAAAAAAUGCAUCUGUUCAGACCAUAAGUGAGAACUUAAAUGACAGUGGCAUCCAGUCUCUAAAAGCAGAGGGGGAUGAAGUGGAUGAGUGCUUUAUGGUUCAUUCCGCCGAUGGAAAAGACAAAAUCGAUGAUUCGCAGCUGCGGUUCUGCUCCUCUGACGACAAUGAAAGUAACUCUGAAAGUGCAGAGAAUGGUUGGGACAGCGACUCCAACUUCUCAGAAGAAACCAAACCUCAGAGCGUCCCAAACACGUGUGAUUCGGAAACGGAAAGGAGAGACCCACAGAACGCUCCCGUGGACCCGUCAGAUGGCCAAGCCCAGCCCUCGUUCCCUGGGAGUAAGGAGGAUGAUCGCAGCCACGGGUGUCCGGCCGCGGGGGUGGAGGAAGCCGCUGCCCUAGAGAAAGCCAAGGGGAACUUGAGUUUGCUGGAGCAGGCGAUCGCCCUGCAGGCUGAGCGAGGCUGUGUUUUCCACAGCACCUACAAGGAGCUAGACAGGUUUCUGCUGGAGCAUCUCUCGGGGGAGAGGAGGCAAACCAAAGUCAUUGACGUGGGCGGAAGACAAGUCUUUACCAAUAAACAUUCACCGAGGCCUGAAAAGAGGGAGACCAAGUGCCCCAUCCCCGGGUGCGACGGCACAGGGCACGUGACAGGGCUGUACCCUCACCACCGCAGCCUUUCGGGGUGCCCUCACAAAGUGCGGGUUCCCCUGGAGAUUCUUGCCAUGCAUGAAAAUGUGCUCAAGUGCCCCACCCCGGGAUGCACAGGACGAGGGCAUGUGAACAGCAACCGCAACACGCACAGGAGUCUUUCUGGUUGUCCAAUUGCUGCAGCUGAAAAAUUGGCAAUGUCCCAGGACAAAAGUCAGCUUGAUUCUGCCAAAACCGGGCAGUGUCCUGACCGGUCAGGACACAGGACAAGCUUGGUGAAGCAAAUCGAAUUCAAUUUCCGAUCACAAGCCAUCAUCUCUCCCAGAGCUACGGUGUCAAAAGAGCAAGAGAAAUUUGGAAAAGUACCUUUCGAUUAUGCCAGUUUCGAUGCCCAGGUUUUUGGUAAACAUCCCCUCGUACAAACAGGUCAAGGCCGAAAAACACCACCAUUUCCUGAAUCGAAGCAUUUUUCCAAUCCAGGGAAAUUUCCUAACCGGCUGCUGAGUGCGGGCAUCCACACACCGAGCCCCGGCCGUGCCAGCUCGCACAGCCACGGUCAGCGCGGCGAAGACACCCACGUAGCGGCAGCUGCUGCCAUCCUGAACCUCUCCACCCGCUGCAGGGAAGCCGCAGACAUCCUCUCCAACAAACCGCAGAGUCUGCCUGCCAAGGGAGCCGAGAUAGAAGUGGAUGAAAAUGGCACAUUGGACUUAAGCAUGAAAAAAAACCGAAUCCUGGACAAAGCUGCACCCCUAACUUCCACUAACCCUUCUGUUCCAACUGCUUCCUCUUCCCCAUUCAAAACCAGUAGCCUGUUGGUCAAUGCCGCCUUCUACCAGGCCCUCUGUGAUCACGAGGGCUGGGACACGCCUAUCAACUAUAGCAAAGCUCAUGGGAAGACAGAGGAGGAGAAAGAGAAAGACCCAGUGAGCUCUCUAGAAAAUUUAGAGGAAAAGAAGUUCCCUGGAGAGGCCUCCAUACCAAGCCCUAAACCCAAGCUCCACGCAAGAGAUCUCAAGAAAGAACUAAUCACCUGUCCAACGCCAGGAUGCGACGGGAGUGGCCACGUCACGGGCAACUAUGCGUCUCAUCGCAGUGUUUCUGGAUGUCCUUUGGCAGAUAAGACUCUGAAAUCCCUCAUGGCGGCCAACUCACAGGAACUCAAGUGUCCCACUCCAGGCUGUGACGGUUCGGGGCACGUGACCGGAAACUAUGCCUCCCACCGAAGCCUAUCCGGCUGCCCUCGUGCCAGGAAAGGUGGUGUCAAGGUGACCCCUACGAAGGAAGAAAAAGAAGACCCUGAACUCAAAUGCCCUGUGAUCGGGUGUGACGGCCAAGGUCACAUAUCAGGUAAAUACACAUCCCACCGCACGGCUUCUGGCUGUCCCCUGGCCACCAAGAGACAGAAGGAGAACCCUCUCAAUGGGGCCCCCCUCUCCUGGAAGCUGAACAAACAGGAACUUCCCCACUGCCCGCUGCCCGGCUGCAAUGGGCUGGGCCACGUGAACAACGUGUUUGUCACCCACAGGAGCUUAUCUGGAUGUCCUCUCAAUGCACAAGCCAUCAAGAAGGGCAAGGUCUCUGAAGAACUAAUGACCAUCAAGGUCAAAGCAUCUGGAGGUAUAGAGAGUGAUGAAGAAAUUAGGCAUUUGGAUGAAGAAAUAAAGGAACUCAAUGAGUCCAACCUUAAAAUUGAAGCAGAUAUGAUGAAACUCCAGACGCAGAUCACGUCUAUGGAGAGCAACUUAAAGACGAUAGAGGAGGAAAACAAACUGAUAGAGCAGAGCAACGAGAGCCUGCUGAAGGACCUGGCGGGCCUGAGCCAAGCGCUCAUUUCCAGCCUCGCUGACAUCCAGCUCCCACAGGUGGGGCCCAUCAGUGAGCAGAAUUUCGAAGCGUACGUCAACACGCUCACAGACAUGUACAGCAAUCUGGAGCGGGACUAUUCCCCAGAAUGCAAGGCUCUGCUGGAGAGCAUCAAGCAGGCGGUGAAGGGCAUCCACGUGUAG
Molecule: messenger RNA, 3024 nt
Organism: Eubalaena glacialis (North Atlantic right whale)
Lineage: Eukaryota; Metazoa; Chordata; Mammalia; Artiodactyla; Balaenidae
Gene: ST18
Product: ST18 C2H2C-type zinc finger transcription factor
Exons: 20
Coding region: 1-3024 (1007 amino acids)
Biological process (GO): regulation of transcription by RNA polymerase II
Cellular component (GO): nucleus
Molecular function (GO): zinc ion binding; RNA polymerase II cis-regulatory region sequence-specific DNA binding; DNA-binding transcription factor activity, RNA polymerase II-specific
Source: RefSeq, a predicted model, not a curated record